Menidia menidia (Atlantic silverside) is the source of this 8249-nucleotide messenger RNA. Lineage: Eukaryota; Metazoa; Chordata; Actinopteri; Atheriniformes; Atherinopsidae. The record is from the annotation of a GenBank genome assembly.
AUGUCACCAGUCAGGAUCACUAAAGUAUCCUGUCUUGGCUUUUUUAACAGUCUGCAUUUCCUGGUUUUCCACACGGAGGAGGUUCACGAUGUCCUCCGCAUCUGGGAUGGCCCCCAGGAUGGAGGGGUCCUGCUCAGGGAGUUAAGUGGCUCAGCGCUGCCCCCUGAUGCUCACAGCACCUUCAACACUGUCACUCUGCAGUUUACCACCGACUUCUUCACCAGCAAGCAAGGCUUUGCUCUGCAGUUUUCUGUAUCCACUGCAACCUCCUGCAACGACCCGGGCAUGCCAACUAAUGGGACCCGCGGCGGGGACAGCAGGGAGCCGGGGGACCAUGUGGCGUUUCAGUGUGAUCCUGGCUACAUCCUGCAGGGGGCCAACAGGAUCACCUGCACAGAGAUCAACGGCCGCUUCUUCUGGCAGCCAGACCCUCCUACAUGCACAGCUCCCUGCGGCGGGAACCUGACAGGUCCAAGUGGGCUGAUACUGUCUCCUGACUAUCCUGAGCCGUACCCACACGGAAGGGAGUGUGACUGGACAGUCACUGUCACAGAGGACUACGUCAUUUCGCUUAGCUUCAACCAGUUCAGCUUGGAGCCCAGUUAUGACUUCUUGCAUAUCUACGAUGGGCCAGACUCCCUCAGCCCCUUGUUGGGUAGUUUCUAUGGCAUAGAUGUUCCAGAUCGUAUUGAGAGCAGCUCCAACACACUCUUCCUGGCUUUCCGCAGCGAUGCUUCCCUCAGCAGCAACGGAUUUGUGUUGCAAUACACAGAGAACCCCAGGGAGUCUUGUUUCGAACCUGGCCUAGUGCGCAAUGGGACGCGGGUGGGCACAGACCUCAAGCUGGGCUCCACCGUCACCUACCACUGUGACAGCGGCUACACGCUGGAAGGAGACUCAACUCUCACUUGCAUCAUGGGAGGAGAUGGCAAGCCGAGUUGGAACAAACCCAAACCCAUCUGCAUUGCUCCUUGUGGAGGACAAUACUCUGGAUUAGAAGGAGUGGUGUUGUCUCCUGGUUACCCUGGAAACUACAGCAGUUCUCGGACUUGUUUGUACUCUGUAGUUGUGCCCAAGGAUUAUGUGGUCUUCAGUCAGUUUGCCUUCUUCCAGACAGCGCUGAAUGACAUCGUCGAGGUUUAUGAUGGGGCAACGCAACACUCCCGUGUGCUCAGCUCCCUCUCUGGAGCACACACAGGUGAAUCCUUGCCAUUGGCAACAUCCAAUCAGAUCCUGAUCCGAUUUACUCCUAAAGGCCAGUCCACUUCGAAAGGAUUCCAUCUGGUGUAUCAGGCUGUGCCGCGGACCAGUGCCACUCAGUGCAGUUCAGUUCCUGAGCCUCGAAAUGGCCGUCGCAUGGGCAACAAUUUUGCCGUGGGUGCUGUGGUCCGCUUUGAGUGCAGUCCGGGUUACGUGCUGGAGGGAUCAAGUGCCAUUGAAUGUUUAACAGUUCCCAAUGCCUUGGCACAAUGGAACAGUUCCAUACCCAGCUGCAUAGUUCCAUGUGGAGGAAAUCUGACCCAACGAACUGGCACCAUCUUAUCUCCUGGUUUCCCCGAGCCUUACCUGAACAGCCUCAACUGUGUGUGGAAGAUUACGGUUCCGGAAGGUUCAGGAAUCCAGAUCCAGGUAAUCAGCUUUGUCACAGAGCAGAACUGGGACUCACUGGAGGUCUUUGAUGGAGGCGACAACACUGACACCAUGCUUGGCAGCUUCUCAGGAACCACAGUCCCAGCUCUCCUCAAUAGCACCUCCAACCAACUCUACCUGCACUUUUUUUCUGAUAUUAGUGUUUCUGCAGCUGGAUUCAGGCUGGAGUACAAAACUGUGUCUCUGACCAGUUGUCCAGAGCCUGUUGUCCCUAUGAACGGUAUUAAGGUUGGAGAUCGUCUUCAGAUGAAUAACGUGGUGUCCUUCCAUUGCGAGCCUGGUUAUACGCUACAGGGAAACUCACACAUUACGUGCAUGCCUGGAACUGUCAGACGAUGGAAUUAUCCACCUCCUCUCUGCAUAGCUCAAUGUGGUGGAAUCCGGGAGGAGAUGGAGGGAAUGAUUCUCAGUCCUGGUUUCCCUGGCAACUACCCUAGCAACAGUGACUGCACCUGGAGAAUCUACCUGCCAGUUGGUUACGGAGCCCACAUACAAUUCCUCAACUUUUCCACCGAGGCCAACCAUGAUUUUCUGGAGAUACGCAAUGGGCCCCUCGACACGAGCACUGUGAUUGGUCGAUUCAGCGGCCAAGACAUUCCCUCCUCUCUCCUCACAACCUCCCAUGAGACCACUGUGUAUUUCCAUAGUGACCAUUCACAGAAUAAACCAGGUUUUAGAUUUGAGUACCAAGCAUAUGAGCUACAGGAAUGUCCAGAUCCAGAGCCAUUCCGGUACGGUGUUGUCGUAGGGGCUGGCUUUAAUGUGGGACAGUCCAUUUCCUUCGAGUGUCUGCCUGGGUAUCAGCUGAUGGGUCACUCCAUCCUGACCUGUGAGCAUGGCAGCACCCGCAACUGGGAUCACCCCUUCCCUCGCUGCGAAGUGCCUUGUGGCGCGAACAUCACAUCGGACAAUGGGACAAUAUUCUCCCCGGGUUACCCAGAGGAGUACCCGAGCUCAGCUGACUGCUCCUGGUUGAUUACAAUGGCUCACGGGUUUGGUAUCAAACUGAACUUCACCCUAAUUCAAGUUCAUGGGCCUCAUGACUUCAUUACUGUCUGGGAUGGCCCACAAGAGACAGCCAGGAAACUCGGUGUGUUCACUGAUGGAGAGCCCAAUGAGUCUCCCAGCAGCACAUCCAAUCAGGUGCUCAUACGGUUCCGUAGUAACACGGAAAAGGGAGGGCUGUUCCGGAUCAGUUAUCAAGCUUACCGACUGCAGUACUGCCUGCCCCCACCUAUCAUUCCUAAUGCAGAGAUCUUGAUGGCAAGCAAAGAAUUCAAAAUUGGUGAUAUAGUGCGUUACCGGUGUCUGCCAGGCUACCAAUUAAGUGGAAACAGUAUCCUGACCUGUCGAUUAGGCACUUACUUAGAAUUUGAAGGACCUCCACCUUCAUGUGAUGUGAUCUGCCCCAUGAACGAGGUGCUGACAUCAUCCACAGGUGUCAUUUUGAGCCAGUCACCGGGCAGUGGCUUCCCUCAUUUUGAGUCAUGUUCCUGGGUGGUCAAGGUUGAUCCUGGCUACAAUAUCACCUUUACAAUUGAACACUUCCAGACCAGCCGUCAGUUUGAUGAACUUAAAAUAUUUGAUGGUCCAUCCAGGCAAAGCCCCCUCUUGAUCACCCUCAGUAGUAACUAUUCCAGUCCGCUGAGCAUCACCAGUUCCAGUAAUAAAGUCUAUCUGCACUGGUCCUUUGAUCACACGACUAGCCACAAAGGAUUUCGCAUACGAUACUCAGCUGCUUACUGCAGCCCUCCAAACAACCCCGUAAAUGGCACGGUGCACAGUCUGACAGGCACUAAGUUAGGCAGCACCUUGCGCUUCAGCUGUGACCAGGGCUUCCGGCUAAUUGGGCAGAGCAGUGCCACAUGCACCCGAAAUGCACAAGGAAUCUACCAGUGGAAUGCCCCAGUGCCCCUUUGCCAAGUCAUGUCCUGUGGAAUGCCAGUUCCUCCUGUUAAUGGAAGCAUUGUAGGCCAGGAUUUUUCCCUUGGAGCCAGGGCCACCUACCAAUGUAACCCUGGAUUUAGGCUUGCUGGGCCUCUUACAACAUCUGUAAUAUGUCAAGAAUCUGGACGGUGGAGCUCUAUUGAGGCCCCACCCAGAUGUGUUCCGGUUACCUGCCCAGACAUCGGCCACUCUGCUGUGGAACAUGGGAGAUGGAGACUAAUCUAUGGCACUCAAAACCAAUAUGAUGCCAUAAUGAUGCUCAUAUGUGACCCAGGAUAUUAUUAUAGGGCUCAAAGGAUCAUUCGUUGUCAAGAAAAUGGCACAUGGAACUACCCUGAUCCUCAGCCAGUCUGUGACAUCAUCUCCUGUGGAGACCUUGGGACUCCACCAAACGGUAACAAGAUUGGAACACUCACUGUUUAUGGAGCCACAGCCAUUUUUUCCUGCAACACAGGAUACACUUUGGUGGGUUCUCGGGUCCGAGAGUGUAUGUCCAACGGACUUUGGAGCGGGACACAGGUCCAAUGUCUUGCUGGGCAUUGUGGCACUCCAGAGCCUAUAGUGAAUGGGCAAAUCAUCGGAGAGAAUUACAAUUACCGUGGAAGUGUUGUGUACCAGUGUAAUCCAGGAUUUCGUCUGAUUGGAGUGUCAGUACGAAUCUGUGAGCAGGAUCACCGCUGGUCAGGUCGUACUCCUGUUUGUGUUCCCAUCACCUGUGGUCACCCUGGCAACCCCACUUUCGGCGUAACACAAGGAACCCAGUUCAACUUGAACGACGCCGUUCGAUUCGUGUGCAAUACCGGAUAUGUUCUGCAGGGAGCUGUUAAAUCUCUGUGCCAGCCCAAUGGACAGUGGAGCAAAGCUCUACCCAAGUGUAAAAUUGUGAACUGCACUGAACCAGGUCAUGUAGAGAACAGCAUCAGGCAGGUACUGCCCAGCGGGCCACAUCGCUACAGCUUCCAGACAACGGUGUCAUACCGCUGUAACCCAGGCUACUACCUGCUGGGCACCAGCUCCGUCUCCUGCCAAGGAGACGCCACCUGGGACCGCUCCUUGCCCAAAUGCCUGUUGUUGCUCUGUGACCGCCCCAGCGUCCCUCCUUACGCGCAGGUCUCAGGUGACCGUCGGACGGUCGGCUCGGUCAUCCGCUACAGCUGCAUGGGCCAGCGCACCAUCAUUGGCAACACCACACGAAUGUGCCAGCUGGACGGACAGUGGAGCGGCUCGCCGCCACACUGCUCCGGGGAAUCUUCUGGGAUGUGUGGAGAUCCAGGUGUUCCUGUGCAUGGUAUCCGUCUGGGAGAAGAGUUUACAGUUGGCAGUGUGGUCCGCUUUAGCUGCGAGCCUGGCUACGUGUUAAAGGGCUCACCUGAGAGAACUUGUCUGUCCAAUGGGUCUUGGCUGGGCAAACAACCCGAGUGUCACGUGAUUUCCUGCGGAAAUCCAGGAACGCCACGAAACGCCCAGAUCCUCGUUCACGAUGGCCUAACGUUUUCCAGAUCCAUCACAUACAGCUGUAGGGAGGGUUACUACUCGACUGGACUGCUUACCAGGCAUUGUACUGUGAAUGGGACCUGGACAGGCAACAUGCCAGAGUGUUCAGGCAACACAAUUAUCUUUACUAUUGAUGAUCUAUUCCAUUUUGUUACUGCAGUCAUCAACUGUGGUGAUCCCGGAGUGCCAGCCAAUGGAGUGAGAUUUGGGGGCGAUUUUACGUACAACCGCACCGUUAGUUUCCAGUGUUCCCCUGGAUUCAGCAUGGAUGCCGACAGAGCUUCUUCUCUCAUCUGCACCAAGGAUCGCACCUGGAAUGGGACCAAACCUCUGUGUAAAGCAAUUGUUUGUGGCGCACCUCCUACCAUCCCUAAUGGACAGGUCAUCGGUAUGGACUUCACCUGGGGUUCCAGCAUAAGCUACUCCUGUAACCAAGGCUACCAGCUGUCCCUGCCCACUGUUUUAACGUGCCAAGGCAACGGUAACUGGAGCGGAGAGAAACCACAGUGCUUCCCUGUGUUCUGUGGAGACCCGGGAAUACCGGCCAUGGGCAGGAGGGAGGACCGUGGCUUCACCUAUCUCUCAUCUGUCUCUUUCUCCUGCAAUUCUCCACUCAUCCUGGUCGGCUCAGCCAGGAGAUACUGUCAGUAUGAUGGCACCUGGAGUGGCACACAACCUUCCUGUAUAGAUCCCAGUCACACUUCUUGUGGAGAUCCUGGUACCCCUCUCUUUGGAAAUCAGAACAACAGUCAAGGCUACCAAAUCAGCAGCACCGUGUUCUUCAGCUGCAGAAAAGGCUACUUACUGCAGGGCUCCAUUUCACGAACAUGUCUGCCCAACCUGACCUGGAGUGGAUUUCAACCAGAGUGCAUAGGCAAGUCCACAAUUCAAACCCACCAUUGCAGCCAGCCAGAGCUGCCAGGCCAGUCUGAUGUAAGAUCCAUUGAACUGCCGUCCCUUGGCUACACGCUCAUCUAUACAUGUCAGUCUGGCUUCUACUUGGCUGGAGGAUCAGAACACAGAACCUGCAGGUCCGAUGGUAGCUGGUCAGGAAAACCACCACUAUGUGCAGCUGAUAAUCGUCCAAGUGGGAAAAGCCCUGUGGGGACAGUGCAGGAGCCACCCUCCAAACUGCCAGUCCCUGGUGGUGUCUUUGCUAAGAACUCCCUCUGGAGGGGGUCUUAUGAGUAUCUUGGAAAGAAGCAGCCUGCUAUGCUGAGCAUCACUGCCUUUGAAUCCUUUAGCAACCGAGUCAACGGGACACUUAUCGACCACAGUGGGGUUGAACUUAAACUGGCAGGAACCUAUAAAAGAGAGGAAGCCCAGCUGCUGCUUCAGGUUCACCAGAUCAGAGGUCCCGUGGAGAUCUUUGUCAACAAGUUUAGAAUAGACAACUGGGCCCUGGAUGGUCAUGUAUCCUACAUCUCUGCAUCCAAUUCUUUUGUGUACCAGGGAUUUGUCAGAGGAAAAGGCUUUGGUCAAUUUGGUCUUCAGAGACUGGAGAGCUUAGAUCCCAGCAGAGACAACCCCGGCUACAACUUUGCCUCCAACAGCAGUUCAGUGGCAGCAGCCAUCUUAGUGCCUUUUAUAGCCAUGAUUAUCGCAGGCUUCGCUCUGUACCUCUAUAAACACAGGAGAAGACCCAAAGUUCCCUUCAAUGGCUAUGUGGGCCACGAAAACACCAACGGACGUGCUACAUUUGAAAAUCCAAUGUAUGACCGCAACAUUCAGCCCACCGACAUCAUGGCCAAUGAGACAGAGUUCACAGUCAGCACAGUGUGCACAGCUGUAUAGCAACUGCUUCUUCCAAAGCUCGGGAAGGAGAAAUGCACCCCAUCCUCGCCUGCCUGCCAACAGAGGACAUUUGUAGUUCCUCGAGCAGAGGGCAUUUUAUUUGCUGAAAUACCUUCAAGACACAUCUCCAGUGGCUGAGGCUUUUCCCUGCAGGAAAAAAAAAGAAAAAAAGAAAAAAAAGAAACCACAUGAAGAAAUAAACUUUAUCGAAGGUCCACAAAAAUUGCUUUUGUAACUUUACAUGGUUUCUGGAUCAUUUUCCAUGGCCUGAUGAAAAGCUUCAAUCUGAACCUGCAGCCAGCAGGAGAACUGCUGGAGGCAAAAGCUGUGAUGACUUCUCACCGCCCACCGCCUAAACCCAAAGGGAAUUUUAUGGUCAACUUUAAGUCAUGAGAAGUACCUGUAGCUAACAGAGAUCUAUCGGUGCCGGCUGACAGAUGGCAGACGAGCGCGUGUUGUUCUGCGAGAGUAAAAGAGAGACACUCUGGGCUGUUUAAAUUCAUCCUCCUCUUCUUCUUCUGUUGGUUUUUUAUUGCUUUUUCGUUUUGUGAUGCUGCUUGAUUUCUACAGCGAUUAAUUGGAAAAGUUUUCUUUUUUUUUUUUUCCUCGACUAUCUGCUCCAGAGGCUGCCAAAGGGUUUAAUCUGAGGCCCUGCGUUUUUUUUCGCUUAGGCUGAAUUAAGAAAUUCAGAUUUUUGAAGUCUGGGUUGGAGACACACACCAUCAUUUUUUUCUGAGCUUGAUUUUUUUUCUUUUUCUUUUUCUUCUUUUUUUUUUUUUCUUUCUUUUUCGUAGCAUGGAUGAAAUUCUGCUUACUGAGGCAGCUGUGUGUGAAGAAGAGGUCAAAAGGUAGCUAGAGCUCCUGAAAAAAGCACUUAGUAAGGGUGUGGAGAGAAUUUAUGUGAAUAAGUGAGUGAGACAAUGCAUGUUCGUGUGUGUGUGUUUGGAAUUCUGUUCAAUCUGCCCCCAAAAUCUUUCCUCCCUUUCUUGGCCCUAGACAGCCAACCAUACACGUAAAAACAGUUUUUUUUUUGUGUCUCUUUUUUUGGUAGAAGGUUUACUUCCUGUCCCUCUGAAGAAUCUGGAAGCACAACCCAGAAACAAAAUUGAUCAUCUACAGAUCCACUCUGUCUCAGCUUGUCUUUCUGUUGAAAGAACAAUGAAGUCACAUGUCACAUCUCCCCUUUUUUUUUAAAUCCAGAAUUUAGAGCAAAGCUGUAGCACCAACUUGUGCUUGAUUUUCUUUGAGAUGCCUGUGCAGAGCCCUUCCUUUGGCCUCUGUUAAAUCCAAGAUUGACCCUCACAUGUUCCUCCCGACUGAAUGUGGUUCUACAUUUCUCUGUGAUGUACUCACAGUAAUAUAUC